UUGAAAAGAUGGCGGACCAGAGCAGUCUUACAGCUUUAUUUCCCAUCCAGAGUGAACUGGACUACGCCCUGGAAGACGCCACGUCUGACCAAGAGAAAGAAAAUAUUGUACAUGAAUACCUGAAAAAGCUGGAUGACAGAAAAGAGGAUUUGAAGGUUCCAGACUUUGCAGAAGGUCUAGAAUGGCUGAAUACGGAGCACCCCCUGUCCUUGGAGAGCGAGCUCUCGGGGAAAGUGGUGGUGCUGGACUUCUUCACCUACUGUUGUAUCAACUGUAUCCACGUGCUGCCUGACCUCCACCUGCUGGAACAGCGUCACUCUGUCAAAGACGGUCUGGUGGUCGUGGGCGUGCACUCGGCCAAGUUCCCGAACGAGAGGGUGCUGCAGAACGUGCAGAGCGCCGUGCUACGCUACGACAUCACGCACCCGGUGGUGAACGACGGCGACGCACGGCUCUGGCAUGCGCUGGAGGUGUCCUGCUGGCCCACACUGCUGCUCCUGGGCCCGCGGGGGAACCUGCUCUUCUCCCUGGUGGGGGAGGGGCACCGCGAGAGGCUCUUCCUGUUCGCCGGGGCUGCGCUCCAACACUACCGCGCCACGGGGGAGCUGAGGGCCGGGGGCGACAUCGGUCUCCGGCUUUACCGCGACUCCCUGCCCCCCUCCAUACUCUCCUUCCCGGGGAAGGUGGCUGCCGAGCCGUCCGGGAAAAGGCUGGUCGUCGCGGAUACGGGACACCACAGGGUCCUGGUCCUGUCCGCUACUGGAGGAGUGCUCCACGCUGUUGGCGGUCCUGGGAUCGGGUGGAAAGAUGGACACAUUUCUGAAGCCUUGUUCAGUUCCCCCCAGGGUGUGGCCAUGAAGGGAGAGGCAGUUUAUGUUGCAGAUACAGAGAACCACCUCAUCAGAAAGAUUGACCUAUCAGAAGGGCGGGUCAGUACCCUGGCUGGUAUGGGAUUGCAGGGCACAGAUAAGGAAGGAGGUGGGAUGGGACCCCAGCAGCCAAUCAGCUCCCCCUGGGACCUGGCCCUUGGAACUGCAGGUGGCGAGGAAGACAAUGUGCUUUGGAUAGCCAUGGCUGGCACACAUCAGAUCUGGGCUCUGUUUUUGGAGGACGGGAAACUGCCCAAGGGAAGCGAGUUUAAGAAAGGCACGUGUGUGCGCUUUGCGGGUAGCGGUAACGAGGAGAACCGGAACAAUGCCUACCCCCACAAGGCGGGCCUGGCCCAGCCCUCGGGCCUGACCGUGGCCCCAGCGGAGCCCGGGAGCUGCCUGUACGUGGCUGACAGCGAGAGCAGCACUGUCAGGAGCGUGUCGCUGAAGGACGGCGCCGUCAAGCACCUGGUGGGGGGCGAGAGGGAUCCCAUGAACCUGUUUGCCUUUGGGGAUGUGGACGGAGCAGGGAUAAAUGCCAAACUCCAGCACCCCCUGGGUGUGGCCUGGAACCCUCACAACGGGCUACUCUAUGUGGCCGAUUCCUACAACCACAAGAUCAAAGUUGUGGACCCAAAAUCCAAGCAGUGUGGCGUUCUGGCGGGUUCUGGGACAGCCAGUGAUGCCCUUGGGCCUGGGUUCGACCAGGCCGCCUUCAACGAGCCCGGAGGUCUGUGCGUGGGAGAGUCUGGGGCUGUGCUCUACAUCGCCGACACAAACAAUCACCGGAUCAAGAUCCUGGACCUGGAGGCCCGAACGGUGUCACUGCUAUCGGUCGUGGCUGAAGAUGUGGUCGAUGCGCCAACCAGCUCGUCCGCUUCCACACGUCCCAUAAAGAUCCCUAAACUGCCCAAAUCCGCCGCCAGGGUGGAGGUGCCGGCUCUGACCGUGUCCCCGGGCCAGACAGUGAGCUUGGACCUGGUCCUGUCUCUGCCGGACGGCACCAAGCUGACCCAGGAGGCGCCCAGCUUCUGGGCCAUGUCCUCAGAAGGUAACGAGUGGCUGGUGGAGGGUCAGUGCCCAAGCGGUGACAUCGUGGACGUUUCCCGACCCCUGACCGUGGCGGUCACGGUCCCAGCGACCGCGCGGUCGCCCGACCCCACCCUGAGCGUGGACGCCUACGUGUACUUCUGCAGCGCAGAUGGCGGAGCCUGCAUGAUGAGGGCGGUGUCUUUCCGCCAGCCCCUCAGCAUCGACCGCACCCCCAAAGACGGAACGGUCAAGGUGACCGCGUCUCACUCCUUCUGACCGCUGCGGAGCCAGGAACACAACCAAAAAGCCACCCCAUCCCUGCAGUCUGCGCACCCUACACGCAUCACUUUUGCACAUUUGAGCACGUGCUACACAUGAUAACCUCUCUUUGCUUUGCCGUUUGGCUGCUGCACAGAACCGAAAUGAUUUUGGUCUAUCCGGUUUACUCCACGUGUCAGAUGAAGAUGGAGUGUCGGCACUUCAUGUGGAUCUACUGGGCCCUCCCACACGUUUUCCUACCAAAUAACCACCUGCAUAUUGUGACAUUUUAUAACUGGGUCAGUCAGCGGGGCAAUUACAACUGGUAAAGCCCAGUACAGCAACAGGGUUAUGAAAGCAUAUAUCAGUUUCUUAUGUAGCUGUAUUGGUCUUUACCAAUCAGAUAUCCUGCAGUUACUGCAGAUUUGCCCUAUAGACAGGUCAGUUCAGACUGAAUAAAGUAAAGUGAAUAAAAUAAAGAAGUAACCACAGAAACGCCCUGGCUGCCUUGUUAGAACUUUUGAUACAAUGUACAGUAAACUCGUCAUGCUUCCUGUAAACAACACUGUGCACUGUUUGUUGCCUUCAAAGGGUUUGGGGGAUUGUGUUGUGUAUCAAGAGAUGUCUUCACAGUAAUUAGUGCGUAGGAGUGUAGUAGGGUGGGAGACUGUUUUGGGCUGUCUCCUGCUCUAUGUCUAUAGGGCUUUUGGCUAAUGUCUUCCCAUCUGAGACUUCUCCUCUUUUCCCCAGAUUUUUCACGGUUUUGGCCUCUUGUCUCCUCUGGGUACUUGGGAGAUGUGGACAGAGCAUACCGAUGUCAGUAAUGCUCUGAGAUGAUUGUCAGAUGAGACCAGUAUAUGUGCAAGCACAGAACAAAGUGCCUGAGACUGACCUGAGAACAGUUGCCUUCUGCAAGCUGUUCUUCUGCUGUGUUGACUUUUUGCCAUAUUCCGUAUUAAAUCCAGUGCAAGGUCCUCAUGAGGCAAUGUAAUAUUUUGUGGUAUCGAAUAUUUUUUAUUUAUAGCUGUUCCGGGACCUUUAUGAAUAUCCCAGUGAUUGCAGGUUCAAAUCCCAUGUUUUGGGAUUUGAAAAAAUAAGCUUAGUAAUAUUCAUUACAAUCAAACUUUGGGGGGUGGGGGUGAUAUGAGGGAACCUCUUAAAUGAUAUAAUGUCAUACUAUUAUAUAUGUAUUGUGGUUAUUAUACUGUAAUGUAGGCACGUUAUAUUGAGGUUGAGGGUUUUAUUUUAUUGUUAGAUUGCCUCAGUCAUGUAACUUUUAUGCAGAUGAGUAAAACUUUGCCUGCCUACAAUGCUACAAUGUGUCAUUAGUAUCAACUCUAUGCACCUUUCAGUCCCAUUUUUGCUUUGUCCCCUCAUCAAAUGUGUGUUGGUUUCCACCUGCAUGCAGUUUACAAAAACUGAUACCAGCCCCACAAACAUUCAGUCUUGUGAAGAAUGUUAGUUACAAGGUUUUCAGUUGCACCCAAGCCCCACCCCAAAUAAUGUACCCUCUUGAAUACUGUAAGACAUCAGGUCUCCCAACGGAGAGUAUAUUUAUAUAUUUAUUGUAAUAUUUAAGGAUGUGCUUUACCUGAAUUUGGUCUUUUUUUUAUUAUUAAUAUCUGAUGAACUGGCAGACAAAGCCGCAUGCUAAAACGUUAAUUGCUAUUUGCUACUGCUUUUAUAUUCACUGAACACAAAGUUUUACAUUUGCUCCUUCUUUUUGAAAUUCUGCACUUUAUGCAGUGUAAUAAUAAAGCUUGUAUUUUUUCUGGAAAA
Messenger RNA from Conger conger (European conger), 3938 nucleotides. RefSeq names its product NHL repeat containing 2 (gene nhlrc2). Gene Ontology annotation, molecular function: protein binding. The record is from RefSeq and is a predicted model, not a curated record. The transcript is spliced from 11 exons. Bases 9 to 2177 code for a protein of 722 amino acids. Lineage: Eukaryota; Metazoa; Chordata; Actinopteri; Anguilliformes; Congridae.